UUAGUGAAGUUGAAGUGUGUUGAUUUUGCCACCAAAAGUCGCCUGUGAUUUAUAAGAAUUACUGAAAGUAAUUAAAUAUUACAGUUUUACCUAUAUACAGUGUUAUAUACUACAGAAAACAUUCACAUAUACACAUAUACUUUGAAGUAACAUAAAAGCUUACAACAACCGAAAUGUUCACCAAGGCUGCCAUACCAUCUGCAUUAUCCUUGCGGCUUUUAUUUGCAGUUGCUCUACUCAUAUUCGUCGCAUCGCCAGCCACACCAGCUAAAAUACCGACAGCAAAGAAUGGCGGGGCUACGCUGCGAGGCCAAGCCGUCAUUGAUGCGGUGCCCCUGGCAGAACGCGCCGCAUUCAUUCGCUACAAUCUGGCUAAGGCAGUGAGUCGUUUUAACUCCGCAGCCAACAAUGCUACAGACCGCAGUGCUGAAUCACGUCUAUUUCUGCAACCAAGUGCUUUGCUGAGUCCAACACAAUUGCUGGAAUUCGAGAACAUUCCCACCUAUCCGGAAUUCGGCGAAGAUGUAUUCUACUGGCUGCGCGACACUCUAGAGGUGACUGAGGAUAACAUAUACUCGCUAUUAAAUACUCGUUCUGGAGGGUUUCUAAUAUGCACCGAGGAUGGAAUUUGUUAUGACGCACCAUAUUUAGGGAUCUGCUGCCCUUUUUAAGAAACAUUUUAAGGAGAAAAUGAAGGAUCUAUGGAACCUGGAGGAGAAAUGGGAAAUGUUUGGAAUAUGACUUGAGAAAUUCACCAAUAAUAUAAAUAAUACAAAAGAAUAUUGUAAAAUUCAAAUAUAUACAUAUAUUAAAAACUCCUUAUAUUGUAAAACAAAGCGGUCUGGCAACGCCCUGCUUAUAUAUUGCUACUACUUUUCUCAAAAAAUUUUGUAAUAAAACUUUAUCGACUUUAAAAUAGUGAGCAUAGCA
Bactrocera latifrons is the source of this 930-nucleotide messenger RNA. RefSeq lists its product as uncharacterized. Bases 174 to 671 code for a protein of 165 amino acids. The record is from RefSeq and is a predicted model, not a curated record. NCBI's taxonomy places the organism in Eukaryota, Metazoa, Arthropoda, Insecta, Diptera, Tephritidae. The transcript has 4 exons.